Puntigrus tetrazona (Sumatra barb) is the source of this 1104-nucleotide messenger RNA. Its product is annotated as cysteine-rich and transmembrane domain-containing protein 1. Lineage: Eukaryota; Metazoa; Chordata; Actinopteri; Cypriniformes; Cyprinidae. Bases 282 to 668 code for a protein of 128 amino acids. The record is from RefSeq and is a predicted model, not a curated record. Gene Ontology annotation, cellular component: extracellular exosome. The transcript is spliced from 3 exons.
GGUUGCGCUGCACGAGUUGCUGUAUAGCGGUCAGCUGAUAUUACCGGGAGUAACUUUCCAAUGGGAGUCCGCGCACCGCUGUCUACGUGACAUCACCGCGUCCGUUCUGACCUAAUCGAGAAGCGUUAUUUUGUGGUUGCAGCUUCAGCGUUUACGGCCGAUUUCAGCGACGAGAUAAUAAAACAAGCACGCACUGAAAUACAGCAGAGGAAGUAACAGCACUUGGGUGGACAAAAACUCAUUUUUCUUUUAAAGGUCACCUCCUCAUCUGCGGUGUGCAGAUGAAUUACGAGCAGCCUCCCCCCUACACGGGGCCAGGCCCCAGCGCUCCAGGAUACCCCCCUCCCGCCGCUCCCGGGUACCCUCCUCAAGGGUAUCCUCCUCAGGGAUACCCUGCACAACCGUACCAAGGAUAUCCAAUCCAUACUGACCAGCCCAACCCUGGUUACCCAAACUACCCUCCUGGACCCCCUGGGUCGUACCCGGUACAGCCAGGAUACCAGGGGUACCCACAACCACAGUAUGGUGGCCCGGUGUAUGGGGAACCUCCAAAAAACACUGUGUAUGUUGUGGAGCAGGGCAGGCGGGAUGAUUCUGGGGAGCAGGCAUGUCUAACUGCAUGUUGGACGGCCCUGUGUUGCUGCUGUCUCUGGGACAUGUUGACCUAGAAUAAUAAGGAAAACCACUGUGAGCCCCUCUUUUAUUUGUAAAGAUCUUUCACUCCACGUUUCAGUCCUUAUCUCUGUGUGACUACUGAAAGCGUAAUUGAGAAACAAACAGAGUAAUGUUUUGGUUGUCCAUUUCCAGUAGUCCGGCUUUGGAGCACCACUUUUUAUUCCUUCAGUGAUGCACGAUAUGCACUGAGAGACUUGAUUACAUGCGUCAAGCUUUUUUGUAGAGGCAUAUUAAACUGAAUGUUUUUAUUAUUAUUUGUCUUUUGAAAAUAAUACAGAUGUCAUCUUCAUUAAUGAAUGCAUACAUUUACAUUUUGCUUGUUUAUAGACCAGAUUUGAUAAUCAGAUAUGGCCUUGAAUGUUUGAGCUGUCUUAAUGAGUCAAUCACAGAAAAAGUUUGUUUCUAUUAAAUAAAAUAAUGGAAAUAUGA